Humulus lupulus (European hop) is the source of this 2264-nucleotide messenger RNA. RefSeq names its product beta-glucuronosyltransferase GlcAT14A. Gene Ontology annotation, cellular component: membrane. The transcript is spliced from 6 exons. Gene Ontology annotation, molecular function: glucuronosyltransferase activity. Bases 719 to 1909 code for a protein of 396 amino acids. The record is from RefSeq and is a predicted model, not a curated record. NCBI's taxonomy places the organism in Eukaryota, Viridiplantae, Streptophyta, Magnoliopsida, Rosales, Cannabaceae.
UAUUCAUUCAGAGAGAGAGAGAGAGAGAGAGAGAAUAUUCAAAAUCUAAAAAAGGGGAGAAAGGUAUUGAUUAACUCUGGCUUUAUUCAUUGCUGCAAAUCUAGACUCAAAAUCCCAACCCUAGAAAAUAAGAACAAGAAGAAGAAGACGAAGAAGAAGAAGAAAGAAGAGAGUGUUUUUUGUUGGAAAGCUGUGAUUUUUGAAAUCUCUGAGCAACACUUCAUUUCGUGUACGCCAGCCAUUACCACGGAAGAUUUCAUCAAGAUCUUCGAAUUCCCAUUUCCCAAAACGCCAUCAGAAUUCGGGAAGAUCCGACCCGGAGAGGGAAUUCGUUGUUGAUUUGAUUCGGAAGAGUCAGCUGAAUGGAAAUGGCUUUUGACCCUUUUCUCCGCUGCAUUUCUUUCUGUUGUUCUCUUUAACAUCCGCCGCCUUUAGCUUCUCGGAACCCUUCCCGUUGAUCCUUCACAAACCGCUCGCCUGUUAUUGAAACAAGAAUAUAUAUAUAUAAAACAUUAAGGAAUCCCUAAUCUUAUUCCCUCUAUUUGAAGCUUCAAGUUCAUUCUCUGCUCCUCACUCUCACGGAGCUGGUUACGUUGCUCGCCCAGUUUUUUUAGGUAAAUCUUCAUUUUUGUGUCUCGGUUUGGAGUUUGGACUCUCGGUUUUGAUUGUAAUAUCUCUGGAAUCUAUUUUUGGGACUCAACUUGAAAGGUCGCCAAUUAUGGGAGCUGAGAGGAAAUGGCUUUUGACCCUUUUCUCCGCUGCAUUUCUCUCGCUCAUUAUACUGUUGUUCUCUUCAAUAUCAGCCUUUAGCUUCUCAAAACCCUUCCCAUCGAUCAUUCAAGUAGGAUCUCAUUAUCCGCCGGCGUUUGCUUACUAUAUAUGGGGUGGACGAGGUGACUGUGACCGGAUGUUCAGGCUCUUGCUGGCAGUUUAUCACCCACGUAAUCGGUACCUUUUGCAUCUGACAGUGGAGGCGUCGGAGGAAGAGAGGCGGAAGCUGUCUGGGCUGGUUAAGUCGGUGGCGCCAAUUCGGGCUUUUGGGAAUGUGGAUGUAUUGGGGAAACCUGAUCGACUUACUUACAUGGGGUCUACAAAUAUCGCCACCACUUUGCGUGCGGCGGCUAUAUUGUUGAGGCUUGAUAGUGGUUGGAAUUGGUUUAUUACAUUGACUGCGAGUGAUUACCCGCUUCUCACACAGGAUGAUCUUUCUCAUGUCUUCUCCUCUGUCGGAAGAGAUCUCAAUUUCAUUGAUCACACCAGUGACCUUGGAUGGAAAGAAUCUCAAAGGUUUCAACCAAUUGUAGUUGAUCCAGCGAUCUACCUAGCCAGGAGGAGCCAAAUUUUUCAUGCUACAGAAAAACGGAAAACACCCGAUGCUUUUAAAGCAUUUACAGGUUCGCCAUGGGUCACACUUAGUCGACCAUUUCUCGAAUUUUGUAUACUUGGUUGGGAUAACUUGCCACGAACCAUGCUUAUGUAUUUUACCAAUGUAAUUUUGUCCCAAGAAGGUUAUUUCCAUUCCGUUAUAUGCAACUCUCCUGAAUUCAAGAACACUACAGUGAACAGUGAUUUGAGAUAUGUGAUCUGGGACAGUCCGCCGGGGAUGGAACCUCACUUUCUCAAUGUUUCAGACUUUGAUCAAAUGGUUCAAAGCGGAGCUGCUUUUGCAAGACAAUUUCAGAAAGAUGAUCCUGUACUGAACUUGAUUGAUGAAAAGAUUCUAAAUCGUGGUCGCAAGCGACCUUCCCCAGGUGCAUGGUGCUCUGGCCGGAGAAGCUGGUGGAUGGAUCCCUGCUCUCAAUGGGGUGAUGUCAAUAUCAUGAAACCUGGGCCUCAAGCAAAAAAGCUGGAAGAGUCCAUUACUAACCUUCUUGAUGACUGGACAUCACAGUCAAAUCAGUGCAAAUGAAGACGAUUGUAGUGAAGUAAAGAUCUUCUAGGACUAGGCGCAGUCCUUCUGAACAUGUUUCUUCUUUGUUCAGAAGACUGUAAUCAGUUCGUAUUCAUUCUUUGGCCUCUGUAAGCACAAUUUUUUUGGGAGUCCUGUUGCCAGAGCUUAGUGAAUGUGUAUCACAGGGGAAGUAACGAAGGAGGGAAAUCGAGUAAAUCGAGUUUUCUGAUUUUGAGCUGUAUGUAGAUGGGAGGCAAGUAUUUAUUGUAGCCAUCCCACAGCCUCUGUGGUUUUGUAUGUUCUACCUAUCUUGGGAUUAUGUUAAUCAGUUGUCGAAUGCUUGAGUAUUUAUUCAGAUAGUUCAUUCUUUGAA